CAACGGGGCCGCACCGGGGCGCACCGGAUCCGGUGCCGGGAGCGGUUCUAGGGCCGGUUCUAGGGCCGGGCACAGCCAUGCUGAGCCGCCUAGGAGCUCUCCUGCAGCAGGCGGUGGAAACGCGGGAGCCCAGCGUGGACCUGCUGGAGGCGUUCGUCGAGCACUGGAAGGGCAUCACCGGCUACUACCUGGAGGCUACGGACGAGAGCACCCCCGCCAAGCGGACCGACAUCCCCUGGCGCCUCAAGCAGAUGCUGGACAUCCUGGUGUACGAGGAGAAGCAGCGGCCGGCGGGGGAGGCCGGGCCGUGCCUCGAGUACCUGCUGCAGCACAAGGUCCUGGAGACCCUCAGCACGCUGGGCAAGGCGGAGUACCCCCCCGGGAUGAGGCAGCAGGUCCUCCUCUUCUUCAGCCGGGUGCUGGGCCAGGUGCAGCACCCUCUCCUGCACUACCUCAACGUGCACAGGCCGGUGCAGAAGCUGCUGCAGCUCAGCGGGCACCCCCUGGGCUCGGGCACGGAGAAGGAGGAGGCGCAGUUCGCGGCCGUGCUCUGCGCCAAGAUCCAGCAGGAUCCCACCCUGCUGGCCUACGUCCUGGAGGCUAGGAGCGUCCUGAGCGGGAGGAAGGCUCGGGAGCCGCCCGGCAGCCCCGAAGGAGAGGGUGCAGAGCAUCCCCUGGGCGCUGCCACCGGCUGCCCCCCGGCACGGAGGGACAGCAACCUCGUCACCUCCUUGGUGGGGCUGUGCAAGAGCCAGAAGAGCAGGGUCGCGCUGAAGGCUCGGGAAAACUUGCUCCUGCUCGCGGGGCUCGCCCACGAGGCGGCCGCAGCCUGCCUGGUGCGGAGCAGCGCCCUGCGCCAGCUGCUGACCGAGCACCUCUGCGACCUCCACGGCGCCGUCCCACCCUGCACGGACCCCGCCGACGUCCUCGCCGUGGGGAGGGCCAGCUGGAGGUCGCAGGGGGAUGCCGGCGGUGACGGGGACUUCCCGGGGAAGGAGAGCCUGGUCGCUUUUUUCUGCUGGCUGGAUUACCUGGACGAGCUCGUGGCCGGCGCCCACCCGCUCGUGGCGGCUGCCGUCACCGAGGCCGUGGAGGAAAAAUUCUUCCAGGGCGUCCUGCAGCCGCAGCUGCUGCAGAUGUCGGAGCUCGCCGUCCUCAGCGCCACGGCCGUGCUGACGGGCACGGUGCGGCAGCUCCGCGCGCCCCCCCUGCUGCACCGCCUCGUGCUCUUCCUGCUGGGCCCCGAGCGGCGCCCCGAGACCCCCGGGGACCCCCCCCACCCUCUGCGCGCCCACCUCAUCGACCGCUGCGACCACCUCUCCGACGAGAUCAGCCUGGCCAGCCUGCGGCUCUUCGAGGAGCUCCUGCGGGCGCCCCACGAGCAUGUGGUGCUGAGCCUGGUGCUGAGGAACCUGGAGGCGCGGGGCUACCUCCAGCACGGCCCCCCCGUACCCGACGAGCGCGGACCCCCCGAGCCGGACCCCGAUGAGGACGGGCUGGACCUGGAGGAGGAUGAGGAGGAUCCUUACUUCACCGACGGCUUCCCCGAGAACGGCUUCGGGAUGGCGAAAAAGCCCCCGGGGGGAUCGUCCCCCCCGGGGAAGGGGCACGUGAGCGAGGUGGUCAGCAGCUUCCUCUGCCUGGUCCCCGAGGAGGCGAAGACCUCCUCGUGCCUGGAGGAAGGCGGCUACGACACCUACGUGCACGAUGCUCUGGGCAUGGUCCAGGCGAGCCGCAGCAAGGCGGCCUCGUGGGGGUGGCCCCCGGCCCCCCGGCCCCUCGAUGCCUGCCCCCCCGAGGGGCAGUUUUACGAGGGGCACUUCCUCAAGGUGCUGUUUGACCGCCUGGCGCGGAUCCUGGACCAGCCCUACAGCCUGAACCUGCAGGUGACCUCGGUGCUGUCCCUCCUGGCCGCUUUCCCCCAUCCCCACCUCCACGAGUACCUCCUGGACCCCUACCUCAGCCUGGCGCCCGGCUGCCGCUCGCUUUUCUCCGUCCUCGUCAGGGUGAUCGGGGACCUGAUGCAGAGGAUCCAGCGCGUGCCCCACUUCAGGGCCAAGCUGCUCCUGGUGCGCCAGCAGCUGCUGGGGCUGGUCCCCGGCGAGCAGAUGGAGCACGCGACGCUCUUCAAGGGGGUGGUGGUGCUGGAGGAGUUCUGCAAGGAGCUGGCUGCCAUCGCCUUGGUCAAGGGCCCCCCCGAGGGCCCCCCCUGAGCCGCUGCGCCCCGGACCCCGCCGGGAGCCCCCUUCCCUCGGCCGGGCUGCGGGGGCUGCUGGGGACAGAUGGAGAGGGGUCCCCGACCCCGGCACGGCCCCGCUCGGAGCGGCACGACCCCAAAACGGGGACAGCGGUGGCACCCCGGCCCCGUGGCGUGGGAGAGGAUUCGUGGAGCCCUUUGGAAACGGAGGUGCGCUGAGCCCCGGGCAGGAUGCGGCCCUUGGGGGCACGGCGUGUGCCCCGCUGCUCGUCCUCGUCGGGUUCCUGCUCCCCGCGUCGGAGCUGCCCAGGAGCCCCUGCAGCCCUCGGUGGGUUUUUCUUGGGAAGAACUGGAUGCACGAGCACAGCUCCCCGAGGGGCGGCCGGCUAACGAGGCGGGUGCUGGCCCCAGGGCUAAUUACAGCCCCUCGUUUGCAUUAGGGGCAGGGUGUGCGUGGGGGCGCUGGGUUUGUGCGCGCCAAGCUGAGCGCAGCCGGCACCGCGUCUCCGAGCCGCGGGACGCAAUAAAGCCCU
This is a messenger RNA of Cygnus atratus (black swan), 2730 nucleotides long. It is a transcript of the gene FHIP2B, whose product is annotated as FHF complex subunit HOOK interacting protein 2B. Lineage: Eukaryota; Metazoa; Chordata; Aves; Anseriformes; Anatidae. The record is from RefSeq and is a predicted model, not a curated record.